UAUCUCUUUCAAAGUUCAACGCCAAGUACUAGUUUGAGCGAUAUUUUUUCUUUUAAUAAUUUUUUUUUCUUCACAAAAUGGAUAUUUUCAAAUUCUCAAAUUACUUUGACUUUUGCAAUUCAUGUAGUUGGAGAAGAAGUCUUUUCUUAUUCAUGAGCCAGAUGUAUAAUUUCAGAUAUAUGAUGAUCAAAACUCAUAUUGAGUAGAGUAGACUAGCCCAAACUUUUGCAUUUAGGAAAGAUGAUUUUAUAUUACUCAUCCAAAUUUCAGAGAGAUUAAAAAACAAAGUUUUCUGUAUAUAUUUUGUGGCUCAGAUAUAUUUGCUUGACAUUGAUGUAAAAUAUAUGCGGGGAUCAACAAGUCUGCAGCCAUGGCAAAGCCAAGCUCUGUCUCUCUCUUUUUCCUUCUUCAUGUAGCUUUAGCAAUCUCGACUUGCGGCGGAAGCAAAUCUUGGCACUCAAAGCAGCAAGCUGCCUUCUUCAUAUUUGGAGACUCUUACUUAGACUCUGGCAACAACAACUACAUCAACACCACAACUCUUGACCAGGCCAACUUCUGGCCUUAUGGAGAAACCUACUUUAAGUUCCCAACUGGAAGAUUCUCCGACGGACGUUUGAUGUCAGAUUUUAUUGCUGAGUAUGCUCACCUGCCAUUUGUUCCUCCCUUUCUUCAACCGGGCUUUCACCAAUAUUAUGAUGGGGUGAAUUUUGCAUCUUCUGGGGCUGGUGCUCUGGUUGAGACGUUUCAAGGGUCGGUCAUCGAUCUUAAAACACAACUGAAGUAUUAUAAGAAGGUAGAGAAGUGGUUCAGACACAAGUUAGGCGAUGUCGAAGCGAAAGUGACACUUUCAAGAGCCGUCUACUUGUUUAGCAUUGGAACCAACGAUUACAUCAGCCCUUUCCUAACCAAUUCCCCCAUACUGAAGUCCUACUCUAAAUCACAAUAUAUUGGAAUGGUCAUUGGCAACUUGACAAGCGUUAUCCAAGAAAUUUAUGCUGGUGGGGGUAGGAAAUUUGGGUUCAUCAACUUGCCGACCUUAGGUUGUCUUCCGGGCAUGAGAAUAAUCAAGCCAGAAAACAAUGGUAGCUGCUUAAAAGAAGUUUCAUCACUUGCCAAGUUACACAACGACGAUCUCUCCAAACUUCUGAUUCAGCUAGGAAACCAGUUGGAGGGUUUCAAAUAUUCACUCUACGACCUGAGCGGGAAUCUUAGGCAGAGAACCAGACAUCCCUCCGAAUAUGGUCUCAAGGAAGGAAAAGCAGCAUGCUGUGGGACAGGGCAGUAUAGAGGGGUGUUCAGCUGUGGAGGAAAAAGAAUAGUGAAGGAGUUUGAAUUGUGUGAGAAUCCAAAUGAACAUGUGUUCUGGGAUUCUCUCCAUCUCACUGAAAAGGUCUACAAGCAAUUGGCCUAUCAAAUGUGGAGUGGUCGGCCAUGGGAUUCCAAUGCCACGGGUCUAUACAGUCUCAAGGAUCUCUUCCUCCAAGGCUUCUAAUUAAAUCCUUGCAUCAAAUCACAAAUUGUGACAUAUUAAAUAUUAAAUUAUUAGUCUUUUUUGAAGUGGUACAUUUGAUGUAACGCGCUCAUUCCACCAGAAUUAUGACAUGUGACUUUGAACAUUUCAAUCUUUGGUAAAUUAAAAUUAAAAUUAGAUGGAGCAGCUUAGCUGUAGUUGAAGAUUAGACAUGUAUCUUUUGCUACUUCGGUUGACCACC
Molecule: messenger RNA, 1712 nt
Organism: Prunus mume (Japanese apricot)
Lineage: Eukaryota; Viridiplantae; Streptophyta; Magnoliopsida; Rosales; Rosaceae
Product: GDSL esterase/lipase 5
Molecular function (GO): lipase activity
Source: RefSeq, a predicted model, not a curated record